Pecten maximus is the source of this 5223-nucleotide messenger RNA. Its product is annotated as tetratricopeptide repeat protein 7B-like. The record is from RefSeq and is a predicted model, not a curated record. NCBI's taxonomy places the organism in Eukaryota, Metazoa, Mollusca, Bivalvia, Pectinida, Pectinidae. The coding region runs from base 33 to 2543 and encodes 836 amino acids. Gene Ontology annotation, molecular function: protein binding. Gene Ontology annotation, biological process: phosphatidylinositol phosphate biosynthetic process; protein localization to plasma membrane. Gene Ontology annotation, cellular component: plasma membrane. The transcript is spliced from 20 exons.
UUUCCUAACUGGAAUGAGAACACCGGUCGAAGAUGACAGCCAAAACAAAGUUUAUGAGAUUGGAAUCAGAAAUCGAGAAAUACAGAAAUGAAUCAUGUUGGAUAAAAGCCAGCGAAUUGGCUCGCCAACUUUCCAGUAAAUCUUCUGAAUUAGAUUAUUAUGAACAGUUUACACUGGCAGAAAGUCACUUAGAAGAGUACCUUAAAGAAAACCCUCCAAUAGAGAAAAACAGCAGUAAAGCAAGAGCACAUCUGGCAGAUGCCGAAAAACAGCUGAAACUUGUAGCCAAGGUGAAAAAUAAGUUGAGCCUGGAUGCCAACCUACUGCUUGCCAAAAUAAGCUACAGUCAGGGUCAGUAUGAGACGGCCCUUGAAAUAUUCGAUGACCACGCUAAUUUAGACAACCUAGCCACCAAGGACUUUGCUACCACACGCCAGCUACAGAUAGUUGCAGAAUCGUUUGCAAUCAAAGGUAUGUGUAUAGAGAGGGUUGGGCCAAGCUCCACCAGUAAGUUCCGUGUGGCCGAACAAGAGGAGAAGAUCAUCAGCUGCUAUGAGAAGUCUGGGGACCUAGCUUUGCUGUAUCUCCAGGAGAGGGAUCGGACAGGCAGUUCAAGUAGUUCCGGAGUCAGUCCCUCACCAACACCAUCAAAUCCGCAGGAGGAUAACCUUGGCAUGAUCCUAGAGACGGCCUUACAACAGUCACCUAUCCUCUACAUCAAACGAGGAAACCUGGAUAAGGGUGUCAACAGAUUUCGAGAUCUUUUGAGAGUAGUGGAAUCCCGCUUUACCCAAGGACUACGACAGACGUUGGCCCGACAACUGGCGGAAGUGUUACUGCGUGGAAUGUGUGAGAACUCCUACAUACCCAUAGGACCUGUGAUAAAACCAACUUCUCUGUCUACACACUCACUCCAGCCCAGGAAGUACUCCGGGGACAGACAGUUCGUGCCCCGGGAUGAAAAUGAGGAGGCAUUGCUACUACUGCUCAUAGCCGAGGCCAUUGCCACUCGGGAGGCUGUGUUGAACAGAACGGAGGAACAUGACGAAGCUCGUCUUCAUAGUUUCAUGAACACCACAGUUGUAUUUGAUCUCCUGGCCGUGGCUCUGGUCAAACGUGCACAGUUCAACAAGCUGUCAGAGUCCUUUGAGCGAGCAAUGCGGUUUUCUUUUGAAGAGUUUCAUAUUUGGCACCAGUUUGCCAACUCCCUUAUCUGUGCUGGAAAGUACACGCGAGCACUGUUGGUACUGAAGGAAUGUUCUCGGCUAAAACCACAGAACUGCACAGUACUACUUCAAGGGGCCAAGCUCUGUUAUGAGUACUUACACCAGUAUAUGGAAGGUAUCCGCCUAUCAGAGCAAGCCCUGCAGUGUCUGGCUGAUGAGCAUCCACUCUGUGCGAGAGUCCAUGUGUCUCUUGGCAUCGGUUAUAGCCUUGCUGCCAUGGAGAUGAGACUGCAGGUUGACCGACAACAGUACAACAAAAAGGCUCUCUCAGCUUUCAAUAGGGCACACAUGUAUGACCCCAGUGACUACCUGGCAUUGUUUCACCUGUCGCUGCAGCUUGCCAUCCACAGACAGAUAAACGAUGCAAUCAAAAAUGUGAGAUUAGCACUAAGGUACCGGAACGACCACAUCCAUUCUCUUCACCUUCUAGUUUUGUUGCUGACAGCACAGAAGCAGUUCGAUGAAGCUAUAUCUCUACUGAAUGCAGCAUUAGACGAAUACCCAGAAAACCUGAGUUUGAUGUUGACCAAGUCAAGACUGGAGGAGAUACUGUAUGGUCCGGAGCAGGCGCUGGCCACAUGUAAACACAUGCUGCAACUCUGGAAGGAAUUGUACGAGGUGGAUACAGAGGAGGCAGUGACGGAUGUCCGAAGUAGCCGUCGACCCACAGCCACAGACAGGACACAGUUUGAUCGCAGAAGUUUCGCCCAGUUACAGCUUACAGAACUCAAUGAGAGGGAUACUGGUUCAUUAAGAGCAGAGUCUAUAGCAGCAUCUCGAGUUGAACAAACAAUGUCUGAGGUGGCCUCAUCCUUAAAUAGUACAUUCCAGCCCCGUCCAGGCUCCCAGCAAACUUGGCUUCUCCAGGCCCAAAUCUGGUUACACUUAGCUGAACUGUACCUGACCCUUGACAAGAUGUCCGAGGCUGAAGCCUGUGUUGUGGAGACCAGUACAAUCUUCCCUCUCUCUCACCAGGUGGCGUUCAUGAAAGGCAGAGUGCUGGAACACAAACUUAAGUAUAAUGAAGCGAAACUGUGUUAUGAGGAUGCCAUUUCCAUCAAUCCGGGCCAUACAAAGUCCCUACAACAUCUGGGUAUGGUGCUACAUCAGCUGGAGAAUGAUAAGAUGGCAGAGAAAGUAUUACGAGAUGCUGUCAACACUGAUCCUGUAUCUCACGAGUCUUGGUAUCUUCUUGGCUUAGUUCUGGAGACGCUCGGUCAGGACGAGGCAGCUACUGACUGUCACACAACAGCAUUGGAGUUGGAGGCUAGCAGUCCGACUGUUCCCUUCACCGUCAUACCUCGUCUGAUGCAGUAGUCAAAAAGAUCUUCCAUUUAUCGAACAAAUAAACAAAAUUGAAGUUUGUAAUUACUAUUUUUCUAUAGAUUAAAAAAAUUAUGGAUAUUCAUCAAAGUUAUAAUUUACCCUUUGUCAAUGGUGCAACAUAGUGACUGUCUAGGUUUGAUUUAGCCUUCAAAAUUUUUACUUUAAAACCUGUUAAAAUGUAUCUUCAAAUGUUUUCAUUUCACAUGAGAUUUUUGAUAGCUCAGUUACAGCGCUUUGAUAGCUCAGUCAGAUACAGCGCUGUGAUAGCUCAAUCAGUUUCAGCGCUGUGAUUGGUCUGUCAGUUACAGCGCUGUGAUAGCUCAGUUAGUUACAGCACUUUGAUUGGUCAGUCAGUUACAGCGCUGUGAUAGCUCAAUCAGUUUCAGCGCUGUGAUUGGUCAGUCAGUUUCAGCGCUGUGAUAGGUCAGUCAGUUACAGCGCUGUGAUAGGUCAGUCAGUUACAGCGCUGUGAUAGGUCAGUCAGUUACAGCGCUGUGAUAGUCAGUCAGUUACAGCGCUGUGAUAGGUCAGUCAGUUACAGCGCUGUGAUAGCUCAGUCAGUUACAGCGUUGUGAUAGGUCAUUCAGUUACAGCGCUGUGGUGGCUCAGUCAGUUACAGUGCUGUGAUAGGUCAUUCAGUUACAGCGUGUGAUAGCUCAGUGAGUUACAGCGCUGUGAUAGGUCAGUGAGUUACAGCGCUGUGAUAGCUCAGUCAGUUACAGCGCUGUGAUAGCUCAGUCAGUUACAGCACUGUGAUAGGUCAGUCAGUUACAGCGCUGUGAUAGGUCAGUCAGUUACAGCAUUGUGAUAGGUCAGUCAGUUACAGCGCUGUGAUAGGUCAGUCAGUUACAGCGCUGUGAUAGGUCAGUGAGUUACAGCGCUGUGAUAGCUCAUUCAGUUACAGCGCUGUGAUAGGUCAUUCAGUUACAGCGCUGUGAUAGGUCAUUCAGUUACAGCGCUGUGAUAGGUCAUUCAGUUACAGCGCUGUGAUAGGUCAUUCAGUUACAGCGCUGUGAUAGGUCAGUCAGUUACAGCGCUGUGAUAGCUCAGUCAGUUACAGCGCUGUGAUAGCUCAGUCAGUUACAGCGCUGUGAUAGCUCAGUCAGUUACAGCGCUGUGAUAGCUCAGUCAGUUACAGCGCUGUGAUAGGUCAGUCAGUUACAGCGCUGUGAUAGGUCAGUCAGUUACAGCAUUGUGAUAGCUCAGUCAGUUACAGCGCUGUGAUAGGUCAGUCAGAUACAGCGCUGUGAUAGCUCAAUCAGUUUCAGCGGUGUGAUAGGUCAGUCAGUUACAGUGCUGUGAUAGCUCAGUCAGUUACAGCGCUGUGAUAGGUCAGUGAGUUACAGCGCUGUGAGAUAGGUCAGUGAGUUACAGCGCUGUGAUAGGUCAGUGAGUUACAGCGCUGUGAUAGCUCAGUCAGUUACAGCGCUGUGAUAGGUCAUUAAGUUACAGCGCUGUGAUAAGUCAUUCAGUUACAGCGCUGUGAUAGCUCAGUCAGUUACAGCGCUGUGGUGGCUCAGUCAGUUACAGCGCUGUGAUAGGUCAAUCAGUUACAGCGCUGUGAUAGCUCAGUCAGUUACAGCGCUGGCCAUGUAACCUCAGGUGAAGAUUCUAGAUGCAUGGUUCAGUACUUCCUCCAUUUGUGUUUCCUUGGAAGCUGAGAAAGGAACCGGUCUGUGUUGUUGCGUUUUGUCCUUGGGCAAGACACUUUACCCUAAUUGGCACGCGACUGGCUUCCUGUAUGUUGUUCAGUGGGCUAGUCACCAACUACUACAAGGUGACUCCGCCUCAAAAUGACCCUGGCUGUUCACGGGGCGAUUUACCCACUAAACAAACCCUCUAGGAUUUGUUCUUUCUUACAUAGUUUCAUGCUUCAUAGUCUCAUUUGAAUCAAUAACCUAUCAAUAAUUUAUCAUUGAUUGAAUGAUAGUGUGGUGGUAUAUUAUGUAACUUUGUCUGUGAAAAUGUAAGUUUUAGAGUGAAAGCUGUCCUGGGGACCAAUUUUAUACAGGACACUGAAAAACAAAUAUUUAUAAAACAUUUGUAACUUGACAGAAGUCAAAUGGAAAGAGGAAAUGAUGUGUUGUGGUAAGUGUAUGUGAUUGUAAUAUAUCAUAUAAAUGACACUCGAAGUUCCUCCAAUAUUUGAUGUCUAUAAUGUAUUUUUUAUUACCGGGUAAUUUUAGAAAAUGAGAAUGUCUAUUUGAUCUUUUGUUUUUUGUUCAUUUGAUGAUGUAAUUGUGACAUUGAAUUUUAGUAAUAAAAAUGAUCUACUUAAUUGUGAUUCUGACUAUCUUUCCCCUUCUAUAUAAAGGGUGAUCAGAAUUAUUUAGUCCAACUCAAAGUAAGUUACAUAUAAAUGACUUAAUUGAAAAAGUGAAGAAUCUAGAUUUAAUUUCAAAAUUAAAAAAAAAAAUUGUGAUAUUAUAAAAAAAAAUUGGUACAUUUAGAUCACGAAUUGUAUAAUUCCUACAGUAAGAUUUAUAUUGUUAAUGAAAUUAUUCAAUAAUGACUUUACGAAAUUGCAGCAAUUUGUGCAAUACAGGUUUUAAGUGUUGUUAAGACCAAAGGGUCUGGUGGUAUAAUAUUGUGAUAUGUAAAUAUACAUGUAUUGUUAUUUAUUAUUACUUAUUCUAUCUUGUAUUGAAUAAAAACUUGUGAUACUUCUUGA